This is a messenger RNA of Helicoverpa armigera (cotton bollworm), 1257 nucleotides long. Its product is annotated as CD63 antigen. Gene Ontology annotation, cellular component: plasma membrane. Lineage: Eukaryota; Metazoa; Arthropoda; Insecta; Lepidoptera; Noctuidae. The coding region runs from base 131 to 1006 and encodes 291 amino acids. The transcript is spliced from 5 exons. The record is from RefSeq and is a predicted model, not a curated record.
GGCGCGAAUCAGUCGCGAACGAACUUACAGCGCGCGCGUUCGCUUAUCAAACUGAUAAGAGUUAGUGAAAAAUUUCAGUUCGAACUCGAUAACCGAGGUGGAAACAUUCAAAGGAGGUUUUGUGUCCAAAAUGACGACGAACAGUUCAGAAGUCGGAAUGAAGUGCAUAAAAUAUAUGCUGUUGUGCAUAACAGCUAUAUUUGUGCUAACUUCAGCCCUAAUAAUCUCAGUGGGCACCACAAUCUACGCGAUCUACCAUGACGUGUCCUUCUUCCUGGACGACAAGUUCUUCUCCCCGGCGACGUUCGUCAUCGCGAUUGGAGUCAUUAUGCUGUUCGUGUCUCUCUUCGGCUGCAUCGGAGCCCUGAAGGAGAGCACCUGCCUUGUCAAUAUUUUCGCAGUCAUCCUCAGUCUGGUGUUCGUCCUGGAGAUCGCAGCCGCCAUCGCAGCGUACAGCCUCCGCUCCCAGCUGGCCAGCAUCCUGGACGAGAAGCUGAGGGUCACACUGCCUUAUUACUAUGAGAACGAUGAAGUCCACGGAGCUUUUGACUUCAUUCAGAGCAGGCUGAACUGCUGCGGCGUGGACAGCUACAUGGACUGGGCCGUGGUACCUCCCCCAGCUGGCGUCCAAGGCAUCACCGUCAGCAACGUCACCGUCCCCAACUCAUGCUGCGCCGAGUCUAAAUACGAAGUCAUUGGGGACGUGGAGAUCGAUGAGUGCACUAAGAUGUACGCCAAUGGAUGUCUGCCCAGAGUCUUCUAUUUGGUCUACCAGAGCGCUGGUCUUCUGGGCGCUGGUGCUAUGACCAUUGCUUUUAUUCAGAUAAUCGGCAUCGUGUUCUCAUUCUCGCUGGCCAGCUCUAUCCGCAAAGCCAAGUCCGAGCGAGAACGCAGACGUUGGGAGAUCCAAGAACGCGUGAUCAAUGCGUACACCUCCUUGAACCCCAACGAUGAAAAGAAAGCACCAGUUGUCUAUGUCCCCUUCCACGGACAAACUACCGCCUAAGAGGCUGAAUGAACGCGAUGCCUUGAUCCUAGUUCUACAAAUAUAAAAAGGUUUAUAGAACCAAUUAAAUGUGAUAGCACUGCUAAUUAAUUAAAUAAACAACGCUAAGUCAAUUGUAGAGUGUAACUGUAAUAAUAUUUGUAGAACCAGGAUUUUCGUUUUUAAUUUUAAGGUCAAACAUAUUUUCCAAACACGAAAAAAUCGUGCUUUAAUUUGGCGCGAACCACAUCAUUGGAUUGUGAAUAGGUAUA